GAGGCAGCUCGCUCCACUCGGCACUCGGCUCCGCUCCUCUGCGGUUCCGCGCUCACCUCCUGCCCCGGGGCCACGGCUGGGCCCCCGACCCCGGCCCCUGCCCGCCCACUGCAGCCCGACCUGACCCACCAGGCCCCCAACCCCAGCAGCGCGCUCAGACAGGAGGGGGCGCCGUGUGAGCGCCCCGUUCCGGCCCCCCGGCGCCCCCUCCCACAGCCCCGGCGGGAAGGGAACGGGGCGCGGGGGGCCAUGCGGGGCCAGGGCCGCAAGGAGAGUUUGUCCGAUUCCCGAGACCUGGACGGGUCCUACGACCAGCUCACGGGCCACCCUCCAGGGCCCACUAAAAAAGCGCUGAAGCAGCGGUUCCUCAAGCUGCUGCCUUGCUGCGGGCCCCAAGCCCUGCCCUCAGUCAGUGAAAUGGGUCGGGCCUGGUCCUCGGCUUGCUUUCUCGGUGACAGUUCCCUCCCUUCAGCAUUAGCCGCCCCAGCCUCCCUCCGCCCCCACAGACCCCGCCCGCUGGACCCAGAUAGCGUGGAGGAUGAGUUUGAACUGUCUACCGUGUGUCACCGGCCAGAGGGGCUGGAGCAGCUUCAAGAGCAAACCAAGUUCACACGCAAGGAGUUGCAGGUUCUGUACAGGGGCUUCAAGAACGAGUGUCCCAGCGGAAUUGUCAACGAGGAAAACUUCAAGCAAAUUUACUCCCAGUUCUUUCCUCAAGGAGACUCCAGCACUUAUGCCACUUUUCUCUUCAAUGCCUUUGACACUGACCAUGAUGGCUCUGUCAGUUUUGAGGAUUUUGUGGCUGGUUUGUCGGUGAUUCUUCGGGGAACCACAGAUGACAGGCUGAACUGGGCCUUUAACCUGUAUGACCUCAACAAGGAUGGCUGCAUCACCAAGGAGGAAAUGCUGGACAUCAUGAAGUCCAUCUAUGACAUGAUGGGCAAAUACACGUACCCUGUGCUCCGGGAGGAGGCGCCAAGGGAACAUGUGGAGAGCUUUUUCCAGAAGAUGGACAGAAACAAGGAUGGUGUAGUGACCAUUGAGGAAUUCAUUGAGUCUUGUCAAAAGGACGAGAACAUCAUGAGGUCCAUGCAGCUCUUUGACAAUGUCAUCUAGGUCCCCAGGAGAGAGGAUCGGUUGUCCUGGGGGGAUCAUACUCUAGCCCUAGUCCAGGUAGAGCUCACCCUUCUCUUCCCAGGCCUGUUAUCAUUCUAGCUCCACCGUGAGGGCUGCAGAGAUCCAAGAGUUUGGGGCUAUCGUGGCCCAAGUCAUUGGAGCUGAAGGACAAGGGGGUGGGCAAGUACAUCUUGUGAGUGUUCCCAAUUUCCAUCAGUUCCCACCCCCUCUCUGCCAAACAUUCAGUUAUGACGGGGGCCCUG
Molecule: messenger RNA, 1379 nt
Organism: Suncus etruscus (white-toothed pygmy shrew)
Lineage: Eukaryota; Metazoa; Chordata; Mammalia; Eulipotyphla; Soricidae
Gene: KCNIP2
Product: potassium voltage-gated channel interacting protein 2
Exons: 11
Coding region: 250-1116 (288 amino acids)
Biological process (GO): regulation of potassium ion transmembrane transport
Cellular component (GO): voltage-gated potassium channel complex
Molecular function (GO): potassium channel regulator activity; calcium ion binding
Source: RefSeq, a predicted model, not a curated record